This is a messenger RNA of Sceloporus undulatus (fence lizard), 2741 nucleotides long. It is a transcript of the gene CEP57, whose product is annotated as centrosomal protein 57. Gene Ontology annotation, cellular component: centrosome. Lineage: Eukaryota; Metazoa; Chordata; Lepidosauria; Squamata; Phrynosomatidae. The transcript is spliced from 11 exons. Gene Ontology annotation, molecular function: identical protein binding; microtubule binding; gamma-tubulin binding. The record is from RefSeq and is a predicted model, not a curated record. The coding region runs from base 131 to 1597 and encodes 488 amino acids.
CUCAAUAGAGCCCGCCUUGACGUCGCGACGGAGGUGUUUGUGGGAGAGCUGGAGGGAGAACAAGAAAAGGGAGGGGCGCCUCCGCUCCUCUUAAAGGGACAGGCGCCCUUUUCGGCCCCCGUUUUAAGACAUGGCGAAGGACCCGGAGCACUUGGGCAGUCUUCAUGCAAGCCACAGGUCCAUGUCGUUCACAGAUGGGUUUUCGGCGGCUUCGUUUGCAGAGUAUCCAGGGCACAAUCCUUUCAUUAACACUGACUUGCGACAGUCCCCUGUCAGAAGAGUAACUGCAUAUCCAGAGAAUAACAGCAAAGCAAUAUUCUCAGCUCUGAAGAACUUGCAGGAGAAGAUACGACGGCUGGAGCUGGAAAGAAUUCAAGCAGAGGAGAGCGUGAAAAACUUGACCAGGGAAACCUCAGACUACAAGAAAGUGUUAGGCGAGCAGCUAAUGGAACGAGAACAUUCUAAGUUAGAAGUGUCCAAGAAAAAUGAAGAGUUGGCAACACAGCUGGCAGGUGCUGAGACACGGUGUGGCCUUUUGGAGAAGCAGCUGGAAUAUAUGAAGCAGAUGAUAGCACAGGCAGAACAUGAGAAGACAACUGUUUUGGAGAAGCAGGCCACGUUGGAAAAAGAGCGAAUGAUUGAUCAAACCCAUGUGAAAUCUAAAUUGGAAAGGUUGGAUCUACUUGAGAAAGAAUAUGCCAGGCUUACAGCCAUGCAGACUCUUGCAGAGAAAAAAAUGCAAGAGCUGGAAGAGAAGCUCCAGGAAGAGGAACGUGCACGGAAACUGGUACAGCAAAAAGCUGCCGAGCUUCAGACUGGAUUAGAGACAAACAGGAAGUUGCUGCAGGCACAAAAGUAUUUGGUACGCUCCGAGUCAGUUCCUUCGAAGCCAAAGAAGAUGAAGAAGAAAGCAAAACAGCUGGAGAAGAAUGUCUCUACAGUAACCCACUACCAUACACAGCCCCACUACAGGUUACGACUAGAUGACGUGCCAUUUGUAGCUGGAAAGUCCACUAGUCCUAGCCACUCAGUAGGAGCCAACGUCCAACAUGUGCUGCACCUCAUGAAGCAUCACUCGAAAGUCCUCUGCAAUGACCGCGUGGUUAGUGAAGUCCCUCUGAGUCAACAGACAAGCAAAAGCAGGAGAUCUUCUGUGUCAUCUACUUCAUCCUCAUCCCAUGGAGAUCUUUCUGAGGUGCUGCUGACAUUGCAAGAUGAGCUUGGGCAGAUGAGUUUUGAUCACCAGCAUCUGGCGAAACUCAUCCAUGAUGCUCCAACCAUUUCCAUACGGGAAGAUCUGGAGAGGGAGCUGGAAGUGGUGGUGAAAAAGAUGGAGGCCAAGGUUGAACAGAUCUCUAAAAUCCAAAGGCAUCAGGCACGGCUAGAGAAACGCAAGAAAGAAGGAAAGGCCAAGCGUUAUUGUGCUCAAGAGCCACAAAUCAGUGGUGAAGGGAAGAAGAUGGUGCCUGUCAAGGUGAAAGACUCUGGGCUGAAAGGAAAACCUGGUGAACGGGGCAAGAAGAACUUGCAAUUGUUGAGGGAAAUGCACAGCAUACAAACCUCCCUUCAGAAAGAUGACAUCAGUUGGGAGUACUGAAACCUCUUGAUGUGUGUUUAUUUUAGUUUUGUUUGCACCUUUUUGUCCUUCUGGCUGUGGCCCAGUUGGCUUUCCCAGUGAGGUAAGAUGUCCUCAUUACUGCACUUUCAAAACAGGAGCCUGUUGUUUUCCAGUUUUAGGCCCGGUUACAUUACAGUCCUAAUCCUGAGGGGUUGGAGGGAGGGAAUUAAGACAAACCUGUUAAUAUUUUAACAUGUCUUACAUUACAUUCCCAUCUCUAACUGCUUUGCUCUGGAGCUUCAUCCUUGUCAUAGAACUUUGCCCAUGAUAGGUGAUUCCAGGAUUUACUUGGAGCUACUACUUUUCUCUGGCUGGAGAGGAAACAGGCUAGAUUUUAUUCCCAUAGAGAUGAAGGUGGCAUGAUGGAGGCACUGUGAUCUCCAGUAGUCCGUGCAAGAUUUUGUCCUGCUUCAUAAACUCACACAAUAUUUUUGGACCAAACAGUGGGAUAAAAACACACCAUAAGCUCUGAUAGUUUUAUUUUACUUCCUUUAGCUCUUUUAGAAUGUACUGUCUGUCUUCAGUUGCCUUUUGUCCCCUUGUUGUUGUUGCGUAGACCAUCUUUUGUGAAAGGGUGUUUUUAUGUUGUUGGUUGUGUGGCCAUACCUCAAUAUCUUGGGGGAAAGUUUCUGUUUUCCAAUAUGGAAGUUUUGCAAAGGAGCAAGCAAAUGAUCAAUCUCUUUGACAUUAAGUACCGCUAUCUUUUUUAAAAAGUGAAAUAUCUACUUUUCAUUAAGGAUACUUUCUUCAGAGAUUGAUCCAUGGAAUCCUAAUAAUAUGGCUUCAAAGUGGAACUAAAAUAUUUCUCUAUUCUUUUUGCAGAAAAACAUGAUGUCAGCCUGUGUCCUUUUAAAAAAAAUGUCAUGGAUCAUGCUGUUCUUUAAUUGGCAGCUAUUUUUAACUUGUUUUUAACUUAAAGGGACGAUUCACUGGACUAAAGUAUUUGGUGGCUGUCGCGAUGCAAAAUGAUUUAUACGUGCACAUACAUACACAGAUAUUAUUUAUUACAUUAAUAAUGGAAAGACUUUCCAAUGAUUGGAAUGUACUGAUGACUCAAAAUUGCCUGUGCUUUUUGAGGCUUGAUUGGAAUCCAAUAAAGGCAACUUGCUAAGUCAAGAAAUUA